Plasmodium falciparum 3D7 is the source of this 4596-nucleotide messenger RNA. RefSeq names its product DNA-directed RNA polymerase (gene mtRNAP). NCBI's taxonomy places the organism in Eukaryota, Apicomplexa, Aconoidasida, Haemosporida, Plasmodiidae. Gene Ontology annotation, biological process: DNA-templated transcription. Gene Ontology annotation, molecular function: DNA-directed RNA polymerase activity; 5'-3' RNA polymerase activity; DNA binding. The record is from RefSeq and is a predicted model, not a curated record.
AUGUUUGUAUGUAAAAAAUGUUCAAGAUACGUAAUUAAGAAGAUUUUCUAUACGUUUAUAUGUGAGAGCAAAUAUCAGCUUCUGUUUUUAAGAAAAGGAAAUGAUUAUAAAAAUAUUUUUUUUUUGGAGAAAGGAUAUAUUAGUACUCAUGUAAGAGGUGACAAAAAAGAAAGAACACAAAAAAAAAAAAAUGAUUUGGAUAUAAAAAGGUUGUUUUUGGAUAAGCCCAGUACACCAAACAUAAAAGAUGAAUAUGAAAAGAAAACAAAUGAUAACAACAACAUGGAAGAGUAUAACAUAUGUAAUAAUAAUAUUAUUACUAAUAAUAAUAAAAUAAAAAAUUCUUCACAUAUGAAUACUUUUAAUAGUAAUAGGAAAAAGGUAUGUGUGAAGGAUAAUAUAAAUAAUAAUACCAUUAAUAAUAAUUAUGAGGAGCAAAAAGAAAAUAAAGAAGAGUAUAUUAAUACUCCGAAAGCCAAAAAUAAUUUAUAUAAUUUACCAUAUAAAAAUAAGGACACACAUAUUAUUGAUAAAAAGAAAUUAGAUGAACAAGUUGUAAAAGAAUUACAUAAUUUAAUAAUAUCUAUAAAAAAAAUAGAUAAAGAUAAAAAAGAAAAUAUCAUAAAAUAUAUAAAUACAUUAAAUAAAAAAUAUGUAAAAAAUAUUAAUAAGAAUAUAAUUGUAUUUUUUGAAAAUCUGGAUAUAUAUAUGUCCGUCAAUGGUUUGUUAAUAUGUGAUAUAGGAGGCGAAGAGAUAUUUAAUUAUAUUAAUAAAAUUAAAUUAACAAAUAAUAUCGAUAUAAAAAAAGAAACAUAUAAUGAUGAUAUAGAGAAACAUAAUGUAAAUACGAAUGAAAGGUUUUUGCACAUGGAUGAUGUUACGAAGGAAGACAAUAUUAAUAUAAAUAAUAUGUUUGAUAUAAAUUAUAUUAAGGAAAAAAAAAAAAGAAUAUAUGGAGAUAAUAUAUAUCCAAUAGUUGUUAAAUCUGAAGAAAAGGAAGAAGUUGUACCAAAAAAAAAAAAAAAAAAUUCUAAUAAUAUAAUUGUACAUAAUAAUAAUAUUAUUAAUAACAAGUGUGGUGAUUAUAAUAUAAUAAACUGUACAAACGAUUUAGGAGAAAAAACAAAAAAUCAUCAAACGAAUUAUUCUAAUAAUCCAAAAUUUGAUUAUCAAUAUAAUGAAGAAAAAGAAAAAGAAGAAGAAAAAGAAAGUAAUAUCAUCAAUGUUAGAAGGCAAAUGUUAAUUGAAAGAUCAUCUUAUAAAAAAGCCAUAGAAGAAGCUGAAGAAUUUGUUUCGAAUCUUCAUGAUUUAAAAAAAAUUACAGAAAUUCAAGGUUUGUGUAAAAUAUAUUUAAAUUGGAUUAGCGAAUUAGAAAAACGUAUUAUACUUUAUAAAGAAAAAAAUAAAAAUAAAAAAAAAAAAAAAAUUUUCCCAGACUUUAUAGAUGAUAAAUUGUUAGCUACAAUAACGGUCAAAUGGACCAUACAAUAUACUUUUAAUCCUUUAAAAAAAAAAUAUUCAAAUAAUGUUUCUACACAAUCUAAAUAUUUUGAGCACGAAUAUUCUUAUCAAUCUUUAUUUACUCAUAUAGCUAUAAAAAUAGGAGAAGAAAUAAACAAUGAACUCAAUUUCCAAUUACUAGAAAAAAAAAAUCAUCUUUAUAAUUAUAUGAAGAAAAAUAAAAAUAAUUCCUCCUUUUCUCAUUUCCAAAAAUAUAGGAUAAUAAAACAAAUGAAGCAGCAAAUUGGAAAAGGAAACCACAUGAAACAACAUGCUAUGUUGGGUGGCGACAACCAAACUUCGCAUCUUAAUUCUUGUGCAAAUAAUAAUUUUGAUAUAAAUUCUUGUGCAAAUAAUAAUUUUGAUAUUAAUUCUUGUGCAAAUAAUAAUUUUGGAAUCAAUUCUUGUGGAAAUAAUAAUUUUGGAAUCAAUUCUUGUGGAAAUAAUAAUUUUGGAAUCAAUUCUUGUGAUGAAUAUUAUGGACAUACAAAUAACCAUGUACAUAUAAAACAUGAUGAUGAUAAUAUAAUUGAAUGGAAUUCUGUUAAAAAGGCAACAAUAGGAGGUCUAUUAUUAAAUAUGCUUAUUGAGAAUGCAAAAAUGGAUGUUGAUAUUAAUGUAGCGAAAAAUGAAUUUAAAAAUGAAUAUAAAUAUUAUUUAUUUUUACAUAAAACAGCCAAAAAUAAUGCAGAGGAUUUAUAUGAAGAAUGUAAAUAUAAAAAAGAAUUAAAUUAUCAAAAAUUCUAUGAAGAGGAAUCCAAUACAUUAAAAUUUAUUAUUCUUGAUAAAUAUAAAAAGAAUAAUAGUUAUGAUAAUAAUUUUAAAAAAAAUUAUAUGGAAAAAAAAAUAUGUACCUAUAAUUAUGGAACACAUGAUAAAAAUGUGGUCAAACAAAAUAAUGGGGAUAAACAAAAUAAUGGGGAUAAACAAAAUAAUGGGGAUAAACAAAAUAAUGGGGAUAAACAAAAUAAUGGGGAUAAGCACAAUUGUGCAAAUCGUCAGGAGCUUCAACUUUCAGACAAUAAAAAAGAAAGUAACUUUUGUCAGAAACAAAGAGAAAAGUUAAUGAGAAAAGAAAUUAUUUUAUAUAGAUCGAAGAGAGAUAGGAAUAAAAUAGAGUUACCCGUAUUUAUUCAUUCUUAUGUAUGGAAAAAUAAUAAUUGGUAUGGUGUAAUACAUAUGCGUGAAUGUUGUGCAAAUUAUUUAUUAAAUAAUGCAAUAAAUUCCCAUAUUCCAUUAAAUUAUUUACCUAUGAUAUGUAAACCAAAGAGAUGGGAAAAUUUCGAAGGAGGGAUGUUAUUAUUAAAGAAUAGUUUUAUUCGUUGUAAUAUAAAACCAUUAUUUAAUUUAAAUGUUUGUAAUUUAAAUAGAAUAAAAAAUAUUGUAUCCGAAAUAGGUAAUGUGGGAUGGAAAAUUAAUAAAGAGAUUUUACAUUAUAUAGAAUAUGCAUAUAUUCAUGGAAUAACCAUAGGAAAAAUACCACUUUAUAAAAAUUAUACGUUACCAAAAUAUAUUAAUUUAAAAGAACAAAAUAAUGAAGAAAUAAAAAAAUAUCUUUUAUUAAAAGAAGAAAUAAAUAGAUUAAAUAAAUGCUUAAUAAGUGAAAGACCGACAUUCUUACAAAAAUUGGCAGUAGCAAAAACAUUCAAAGAUAAUGAUAUUAUCUAUUUCCCUCAUAAUAUAGAUUUUAGAGGAAGGAUGUAUCCAUUAUCACCACAUCUACAUCAUAUGAGUGAUGAUAUAUGUAGAAGCCUAAUCACAUUCGCGGAACAAAAAGAAAUAGGUAAUAAAGGAUUAUUCUGGUUAAAAAUACAUCUUGCUAAUACAUUUGGAAAAGAUAAAUUAAGUUUUCAAAAAAGAAUUCAAUGGGUUGAUCAAAAUAUUAAUAAUAUUAAAAAAUUAACUCAACAACCUUUUGAUAAUAUCGAAUUCUGGAAUAUGGCUGAAAAACCAUGGCAAGCAUUAGCUGUAGCAAUAGAUCUUAAAAAUGCUUUAGAAUCUCCUAAUGCUUCUAAGUAUAAAAGUAGUAUACCAAUACAACAAGAUGGUACAUGUAACGGUUUACAACAUUAUGCAGCCUUAGGAAAAGAUAAAUAUGGUGGAAAGGCAGUCAAUAUAAUUCCUUCUGAUGAACCACAAGAUAUAUAUUCCGUAGUUUUAGAUAUAGUCAUAAGUAAGAUAAAAAAUGACUUGAUGAAUAUAUCAAACGGUCAUCAUAAUAAUAUCAUAUCUUUUAGUAUUAAUGAAAAUAUAAAAACAAACAAAAAAUACAACAAUAACAUUAACAAUAACAUUAACAAUUAUAAUAAUAAUAACCAUAAUAGGAAUUCUAAUUCUAAUGUUAAUAAAAACGAAUUAGCUAGCUAUUGCUUCAAAUUUGAUCUUUUAAAAAGAAAAGUUGUUAAACAAACCAUUAUGACCAUAUGCUACGGUGUAACAUCUAUAGGGGCAAAAAAUCAAGUAAAAGGAAAAAUUCAAACCAUGAUAGGAAAAGAAUUAGAUAAAAAUAUAAUUAAUAAAUUGUCACAAUAUAUUGCCAAUUAUAUAUUUGAAUCUAUAAGUGAAAUAUUUAAAAGAGCUAUGAUCAUAAAAAAAUGGUUUAAUAAUUUAUCUAAAGUUACUAAUGAAUUAAACAUACCAAUCACAUGGAUAUCACCCAUAGGAUUACCAUGUGAACAACCAUACAGAUUAGGUAAUAGAAUUCUAGUCAAUACACCUUUACAAUCAAUUAGUGUUAUUUCAUAUAAAAAUAGUCAAUUACAUAAAAAUAAACAAAGGUUAGGAUUCCCACCUAAUUUUGUUCAUUCACUAGAUGCAUCACAUCUCAUGAUGACAGCAGAAAAAAUGGUCAUUCAAAAUAAUUUUAGCUUUGCUGCUGUACAUGAUUCUUAUUGGGCUCAUGCAUGUAAUGUAGAUAUUAUGAACCAAUUUAUACGAGAGUCAUUUAUAACAUUGUAUAAUGAACCUAUUCUAGAAAAUAUAUAUAACAACUUUAGAAUCAGGCUGGGCAAAUUUGCUACUAAAAUACCAUCAUCCCCUGAACAGGGAGAAUUGGAUAUCUCCAUGGUAAAGGAUAGUCUUUACUUUUUUAGCUGA